Blepharisma stoltei is the source of this 741-nucleotide messenger RNA. NCBI's taxonomy places the organism in Eukaryota, Ciliophora, Heterotrichea, Heterotrichida, Blepharismidae. The record is from the annotation of a GenBank genome assembly.
AUGAAUACUGUAGGUACAAAAGUGUUUAAAGAAAUGUGGAAUGAAAUAAAUAUCGCAAAACAAAAUUUCCAUUAUGCAAAGCUACAGCUGGCUAACCUUUACAAUUUAAUGGAAAAGCUAGAAGAUGUAAGAGGACAAAGAGAAUUAUCAUUAAAUGAAGCUAUAGCAUAUCAGAAUUUCAAAAAAACUCAAACAGUUGAGCAGACUGAAUGAAUUGAUACCCCAUAUCAUAACACAGUAUGCUCAAAUGAUGAUUCAUUAUGCCAUGAGCGAUGCAGUCUAGAUUAUACCCCUAAUGCAAAUUCCUCAAUUUUUACUGGAUGUGCAUGUAUGGGAAGUUCGCCUAAUUGCACUGUAUGCAAAUGUGGACACAAUAGUCACUAUCAUACUAAAAGAAUUCCAAGAAAAGUCCAGAAAACAGUUGAAAAUAUUCUUCAUAAUGUUAAAAGACAGCAUGAUUGGCAUAAAGCAAGAGCUAAUCAAUUGCAAAUAGAAGAAUCUAAUUGUGAAAAAGAUUUGAAGAAGGUAGAAAAUUCUAUAGAGGACACAAAAAGAAAAAUUAGAACGGCUGUUCAGAAUUUGAGGAGGGUUGCUCCAAAUUAUAAUAUUGCUGAAGAAAUUGAUGGGGUUCUUCAGCAGGCAAGAAUGCAGCUGAAAAUUGAAAAGCUGCCAAAGCAAAGAGCUAAAACAAGAGUGGUUAUAAAAGUUCUUGAAGAGAUUUAUAAUAAUCUUUUAGGAUAA